Antechinus flavipes (yellow-footed antechinus) is the source of this 6571-nucleotide messenger RNA. RefSeq names its product zinc finger protein 501-like. Gene Ontology annotation, molecular function: DNA-binding transcription repressor activity, RNA polymerase II-specific. Gene Ontology annotation, biological process: negative regulation of transcription by RNA polymerase II. The record is from RefSeq and is a predicted model, not a curated record. NCBI's taxonomy places the organism in Eukaryota, Metazoa, Chordata, Mammalia, Dasyuromorphia, Dasyuridae. Bases 68 to 1159 code for a protein of 363 amino acids. The transcript is spliced from 3 exons.
CGAUGAGCUCCCACAUGCACCUUCUCUUCCUAUUCUCUCACCUUUGAUCUGAGAAGUGGGACUGUGUAUGGGUUGCAACAGGAACAUAUUAUUUCAGGCACCCAUGAUAUUUGAGGAUGUGGCUGUAUACCUUACCCGAGGUGAGUGGGACUGUCUGGACCCUGCUCAGAAGAGGCUCUACAGGGAUGUGAUGCUGGAGAAUUAUGAAAACAUGUUGUCUUUGGUUUGUGGGCAAACCUUUAGUCAGCUUUCUAACCUUAGCACACACCAGAGAAUUCACACUGGAGAGAAACCCUAUGAGUGUACAGAAUGUGGAAAAGCCUUCCGUCAGCAUUCAGUUUUUAUUCGGCAUCAGAGAAUUCACACUGGUGAGAAACCUUAUGAGUGUAAUGAAUGUGGAAAAGCCUUUACUACCUGUUCAUCUCUUAUUCUGCAUUAUAGAAUCCAUACUGGAGAGAAACCCUAUGAGUGUAAUGACUGUGGAAAAGCCUUCAGUCAGAGCUCAUCCCUUAUUCUGCAUCAUAGGAUUCAUACUGGAGAGAAACCAUUUAAAUGUAAUGAAUGUGGACAAACUUUUAGCCAGUUGUCAACUCUUAUUAAACAUGAGAGGACACAUAAUGGAGAGAAACCCUAUUUAUGUAAUGAGUGUGGAAAAUCUUUCCGUCAGGACUCUCAACUUCUAUUUCAUCAGAGAACUCAUAAUGGUGAAAAACCCUUUCAGUGUAAUGUAUGUGGGAAAGACUUCAGUGCUCGUGCAUCCCUUAUUCAACACCAGAGAAUUCAUACUGGAGAGAAGCCCUAUGAGUGUAGUGAAUGUGAGAAAGCCUUCCGUAGACGCUCAGAAUUUAUUCGGCAUCAGAGGGUACAUACAGGAGAAAAACCAUAUGUAUGUAAUCAGUGUGAAAAAUCCUUCAGUGUACACUCCUGCUUUAUCCGACACCAGAGAAUUCAUACAGGUGAAAAACCUUAUAAAUGCAAUGAAUGUGGAAAAGCCUUCCGUCAGAGCUCUCAUCUUCUUACACAUCAGAGGAUUCAUACUGGAGAGAAACCUUAUGAGUGUAAAGAAUGUAGCAAAUCGUUUUGUCACAGAAUAUCCCUCAUUCAACAUCAGAGAGUUCACAUAGGAGAAGGACCCCAUGAAAAAGUUGUCACUUCAUGACUGACUCAUUACUUAAGAAGUAACCUGUCCAGUUUACAUUCUCAUUCAGUAUGUGGAGUGAGCUGCAUCAAUCAUAUCCUAAGACAUAUAACUUCCCUGAAAAGGUGGAUCACUGUGCAUUUCCUACCUACUUUUCUAUACCUUUAUAGAGGCAGAGUUUGAUUUGUGUAUACCACAUUAUAUUGAAUAUUAUAUUGAAGCUGAAGAAUUUUAGUGAUGACUUUCAGAGAAAGCCCCAGAGAAGCUCUCAUCAUUUGAAAAUGACAUAAAAACUGGUGCAUCUAAGUCCUGUUGUUUUUGCCCAGGUGCCUUUGGAAUGCCUUCCUACUCACUAUACUUUGCUGCACACCAGGAAUUGAGGCCAGGAAGCUGCUAUCUAUGACCACCUUACUUUAGUUGAAUCAUCCUUCCCUCCAAAAAACUUUUUAAAUUCCUGAGUCCUCCACAUUUGUGAUUAAGGGUUUCCCAUCCUGUAGCUCUUUGUAUUUACUGAUUUCCUCUGGCAACUUUGAGUUGCUAUAUGCUCUUCUGAGUCUGGAACUUUGUCUUAAUUAUCUGUUAUAUUACCCCAGGGCCCAACACAAAGUUUUGCAGUGGAAAAGAGAUUAGACUUAUAGUUCAUUGGUGGGUUGAGGGAGCUCUUGGUAGGAAUGCCAGCCAGUCCCAUCCUGUUUAGAAUACUUGAAAUAUGAAGUAACUUAUGGUGACACAGACAAGGUGUCCUAGCUCUCCUCCAGUUUUUUGUCCUGUGUACCAUGGCUGCUUAUGAACAGUGGGGAUAGUGGGAAAAGCACUGGAUCUGGUGUCAGAAUAUCUGCACUUCAAUUGCUGAUCUGACCAGCAGUGUGACUCCCAUGAGCAGAUCACUAAAUCUUUUGAAGCUUAAAUUUUCUUAGAUAAUUGUAGACUAAUUUAUGUUAAAUAGCUCAUCUUGUAAAAUACAAAUACUGUUAACCACUAUUUCAUUCUCUACUUAAUGGAAAUUCAAUCAAGUGACUUUCAAAAGCCCACAAGAGUUGUUUUUAAUUCAAAAAACAUUUAUGAAAUCCCCGUUGUGUUUAUUCAAGAACACUGUGUUAAGCUAGGGAAGAUGGAAUGACCAAGUCCUUGUCCCAAAGGACCCUUCAGUCUACUCAGAUACAUAUAAUUAUUCAUAAGUGCAUAAUUAGUGUGCAUUAGGCUGAGAAGUCUGAGGAUAGGGAAAGUAGAGGUUGAAUUCAGUUUGUGGUAGGGAUGAGGGAGAAAAUUCUAGGAAGGAAAAGUAUCCAUAAGGAAAAACAAGCAGGAGAACUGUUUUCUGGAUUCUGUUAAAGAAGAAAGGAAGUAGUCUGUAUAGAGAGUAGAAUAUAUGGAUGAGAGUAAUGAGAUAAGGCUAGAAAGUGAGAGUAAUACAAGGAUGUGCAGGGUUUUAGAUACCAGGCGAAGAAAUGUGAAAUUGGUAUAUGCAAGUCAGAAACCUUGGAGGGUUUGAGCAAAGGAGUGAUUUCUUAAGGUAUCAUGCUUUUCUGUGCCUCAGGCUAAUUAUUUUGACAUCAGUAUGAAGUAGUUAGAGAAGCUGUUAGACUGUUGUUAGAUUAAUAAAGUGGUCUGGGAGUUGUGAUGAGGACCUCUGUAGGAAUGGAGAAAAGAGAUUGUAUGAUAGAACUAAUACCUAUCAGGCUUCAUCUUGUCCCUUCCCUAUAUUCACCCCCACCUAUGUCUCUUCUGAGUUAGGCCUAUCCCUCUACAGAACUCCUAAUAUGGAUUAGUCUUCCCUCAAUGGUGACAAUAUCCCCAGGACCUCAUUGACUUCUGCUUCCUUUGACACAAAUGCUUUUCUUUUUCUUUUCUUUUCUUCUUCUUCUCCUCCUCCUCCUCCUUCUUCUUCUUCUUUUUUUUUUUUUAUUAAAUGUGGUGUUCUUUUAUAUAAUAUAUGAUGGUUCUCUGUGAGCAGGUUUCUUGGUGAGGUUUCUGGAGGCAGCCUUAGUUUCAGUUCCAAGUAAUAAUCAUUUCAAAUACAGCCAGCUGAUAAAAUCCAAAUGUUUAUUUUCUCCUUCUGAAUCUUGUCUCCUUGCCUGGGGCUGGGCAGCUUCCUGGAGAGCCUUUCAGACCAGCCUUGGUCUCAGUGGGGUUAGUGAAGGAGGCCAGCCACCACCAUGGUGUGAAAUGAAGUGAAUGAAUCUGGCUCCACCUCCGAGAAUGGGCUUCUUCUGAACUGACUCUCACUCUGUCCAUCUUCUGAAGUGACUUCUGGCUCUUUUUUAUGCUCAGUGUAAAAGGUUGACUCCUCCUCCGAGAGAGUGGGAUUGUGGGUUUCUGACUUGUGAAUCUUAUACUGAAUACUGACUUAUGAAUCUCCCAAAAGUGUGAACGCCAAUGAGUAUUUAAAUUAGUGAGCUAGAGAAUUUGCUAAGUACUAUGCUAAAUUAGGCAACUGACUUAUCACUUUGUAAGGGUUCUAACAAUUAACGCUUUUUAUUUAUAAAACAUAUGCAUGAAUUAAGACAACUCUGAGAUAUCACUAUACACCUCUCAGAUGGGCUAAGAUGACAGGAAAAGAUAACGAAUGUUGGAGGGGAUGUGGGAAAAUUGGGACACUGAUGCAUUGUUGGUGGAAUUGGUGGUGUCGUUGGGGUAGAGAGGAGGGGAAAAGUAUAUGUUUUGUCAAUAAAAAACUAUUUAAAAAAACAUAUGCAUGGGUAACUUUUUAACACUGUCCUUUGCAAAGACUUCUGUUCCAAGUUAUUCCCUCCUUCCUCCUAUCCCCUCCCCUAGAUGGCAGGUAACACAAUACAUGUUAAAUAUGUUAAAAUAUACAUUAAAUCCAAUAUAUGCAUACAUAUUUAUACAGUUAUCUUGCUGCACAAGAAAAAUCAGAUCAAGAAGGGAAAAAAUUGAGAAAGAAGACAAAAUGCAAGGAAAUAACAACAGAAAUAAUGGGAAUGCUGUGUUGUAUCACACACUCAGUUCUCAUGGUCCUCUCUUUGGGUGUAGAUAGCUCUCUUCAUCACUGAACAAUUAGAAUUGGUUUGAAUCAUCUCGUUGUUGAAGAGAGCCAAAUCCAUCAGAACUGAUCAUUGUAUAGUUUUCUUGUUGUGUAUAAUGAUCUCCUGGUUCUGCUCAGUUCAUGUAACUCUCUCCAGGCCUCUCUGAAAUUAUUCUGCUGAUUGUUUCUUACAGAACAAUAAUAUUCCAUAAUACCCAUAUACUAUAAUUUAUUCAGCCAUUCUCUAGUUGAUGGGCAUCCAUUCAGUUUUCAGUUUCUUGCAACUAUGAAAAGGGCUGCCACAAAUAUUUUUGUACAUGUGGGUCCCUUUCCCUCUUUUAAGAUUUUUUUGGUAUAUAAGCCCAGCAGAAACACUGCUAGGUCAAAGGGUAAUGCACAGUUUGAAAACUUUUUGGUUAUAGUUCCAAAUUGCUCUCCAGAAUGGUUAGAUCCAUUCACAGAUCCACCAACAAUAUAUCAGUGUCCCAGUUUUCUCACAUCCCCUCCAACAUUCAUCAUUAUCUUUUCCUAUCAUCUUAGCCAAUCUGAGAGGUGUGUAGUGUUAUCUCAGAGUUGUUUUAAUUUGCAUUUCUCUGAUCAAUAGUGAUUUAGAGCACCUUUUCAUAUGACUAGAAAUAGUUUCAAUUUCUUCAUUUGAAAAUUGUCUGUUCAUAUCUUUGACCAUUUACCAAUUGGAAAAUGGCUUGAAUUCUUAUAAAUUUGAGUCAUUUCUCUAUACAUUUUAGAAAUGAGGCCUUUAUCAGAAUCUUUGAAUGUAAAAGUGUUUUCCCAGUUUAUUGCUUCCCUUCUAAUCUUGUCUGUAUUAGUUAUAAAAACUCUUUAAUUUAAUAUAAUCAAAAUUAUCUAUUUUGUGAUCAAUAAUGAUCUCUAGUUCUUCUUUGGUCACAAAUUCCUUCCUUCUCCACAGAUCUGAGAGGUAAACUAGCCUAUGUUCUUCUAAUUUGUUUAUAAUAUCAUUCUUUAUGUCUAGAUCAUGAACUCAUUUCGAGCAUAUCUUGGUAUAUGCUGUUAGGUGUGGAUCAGUGCCUAAUUUCUACCAUGCUAAUUUCCAAUUUUCCUAGCAGUUUUUGUCAAAUAGUGAAUUCUUGUCCCAAAAGCUGGGGACUUUGGUUUUGUCAAACACUAGAUUAUGAAAGUUAUUAACUACUUUGUCCGGUGAACCUAACCUAUUCCAUUGAUCAAUUUCUUAGCCAAUACGAAAUGGUUUUGGUGACCACUGCUUUAUAACAUAUUUUUAGAUCUAGUAUAGCUAGGCCACCUUCAUUUGAUUUUUUUUUUCAUUAAUUCCCUUGAAAUUCUUAACCUUUUGUUCUUCCAGAUGAAUUUUGGUGUUAUUUUUCCUAGGUCAAUAAAAUAGUUUCUUGGGAGUUUGAUAGGUAUGGCACUAAAUAGAUUAGUUUAUGUAGUAUUUGACACAAGUUCUUGAUAACCUCUGGUUGUACUGAUAUGUCUCCCUGGUUACCUGCUCUAGCGAUCUGACUCAAAGGUUGUGUUCACUAGAGCUUGAGCUAAGUGCCACUUGUGUCUUUGCUAAUAUUUUUUCUGUGCUAUAUCUAAGUAAAUCCCUUUGCUUAAUUGUUCAAUGAUCUAAAAGUGUCUCUACUUGAAAUAAUAGCAUCAGGUUCAUCUUUACCAGGAUUGAUGUGAAAAAGAUUAAAGAUAUAGAAUGGACAUGAAUUAUUACCAGAUUAGAUAUGAAAGGUGAAUGAGAAAAGCUAACUAAUGCAAAGGUUUCAAACAUGAGAGAAUGGAUAAAUGAUACAGCUGUCACAUAUAAAAUAAGGAAGUCAGAAAAAUGAGUUAAGUUUAAUGGAACUUGAGGUGAGGUCAGAAGAGCAAAGCAGAAACAAUUGGAGAGUAUAGCAAUUAGAGCUCAAAAAUUACCUAGUUCAGGGGUUGUGAACUUGCUUUCUUUUAAUAUUUUGGUAAUUGUUAUUUCAAUACAAUUUAUUCCUUUUAUAAACUUAUGUAUUUUAUUUUAUGCAUGUAAAAAUACUAUUCUAAAGAGUCCAUAUGCUUCACCAAACUGACAAAGGGUUCAAAAAAAUUUAAGAACUCCUGAUCCAGUUUACUCCUCCAAAGCAAGUCCAAAAAGAUUAAAGGUCACACAAAUAAUACAGAGUCAAGUUGGGAUUCAAGUUGAUCCUCUGAUUCCAAGUUGAGCAUGUUUUUCAUUUCAUAUAUUCACUAAAAGCUUGAUGAACAUCUUAAACUAGUAGAGUUCGGGGCAAGAUAUUUGGAAGACAUCUUCAUAGAAAUGGUAGUUGAAGUUCUAUAGCACUUUAUUUUUUAAAUGUUUUUAUCAGCACCAAUUGUACAUUCCCAAAUUCAUAGUGGAAAAAAAAAAGAUUGUAUUUGAAACUUUGAAUUUCUUUUAUGUAAAGCUUUCUUUAAAAAUAAAUAAUAAAUUAAAUAUGUAACUUUCA